Messenger RNA from Cryptotermes secundus, 2637 nucleotides. RefSeq names its product leukocyte elastase inhibitor. NCBI's taxonomy places the organism in Eukaryota, Metazoa, Arthropoda, Insecta, Blattodea, Kalotermitidae. The transcript has 8 exons. Bases 16 to 1329 code for a protein of 437 amino acids. Gene Ontology annotation, molecular function: serine-type endopeptidase inhibitor activity. The record is from RefSeq and is a predicted model, not a curated record.
CACGUGGCACUCCCGAUGCACAGUUCCGGUCGGUGCCGGCAGAUUGUGGACUCGCACGAGAAGCGCUGGUCCAGUUCGGAGCAGAGAGCCAUGGAACGAGCACUGGGGUUGCUGUUGUCGCUGCUGCUACUGCUGACUGCUGUCUCAGCGGGGUUUGCAGCUACCAAAGAGAAGAAACAUGGGCGAUCUCAACCAUCAGCCCUCCAGGCAACAGCCAGUGCCAACAACAAGUUCUCUCUCAGUCUCUAUAAGCUGCUUAAUGCUAACAGCACUGAAGGGAGCCUUGUAAUGUCACCAGUCAGCCUCCAGUUAGCUCUGGCAAUGACAUAUGUUGGUGCCAGAGGACGUACAGCUGAGCAGAUGGAAACAGUUUUGCAUCUACCUACAGACGAAGAUGCUGUCAAGACAGGUUUUCGACAGCUGUUGAGUUCUCUAAAGAGUUCUGGAAGUGUGAGCCUGGAGGUAGCCAACAGAAUGUACAUUCAAGCCACUUUCAAGGUUCUAAAAGAUUUCCGUAGAACGGUCAGGAAGACAUUUAGGUCAGAUACGAAGGAAGUAAAUUUUGUGGAAAAUCAUGAGAAGGCAAGAAGAAUCAUCAACAAUUGGGUAGAGAAAAGAACGAGGCACAAGAUAAAGCAGAUGAUUGGACCAGGAACGCUGAAUGCAAUGACCCGCCUAAUACUUGUGAAUGCUGUGCACUUCAAGGCUCGGUGGCUACAGCCUUUCAACAGUGAAGAUACUGAGAUGGGGAAGUUCCAUAUCAGCAGAAAUGAAGAAGUUGAUGUCCCAAUGAUGCACAUGAAGACAUUCUUCAGCUUCAAACAUUCAGACAGUUUGGGUGCAAAAAUAUUGGAACUUCAAUAUGAGGGUGAUACAGUGAGCAUGUUCAUACUGCUGCCUGACGAUCUGGAAGGCAUCUACAAUCUAGAGAGAGGCCUGCCUGCUGUUGACCUUUCCAGCACCUUCAAAGACAUGCAGCCAGAAGAGCUGAACAUCACACUGCCCAAGUUCAAAAUAGAAACGUCAUUGGACUUGAAGAGCAACCUAAUGGAGCUUGGAAUGAAGGACAUGUUUCUAAUGGAGUCUGCAGACUUCUCAGGCAUUACUGGCUCCCCAGAUCUUUAUGUGAGUGACGUUCUCCAAAAAGCCUUUCUGGAAGUUACAGAACUAGGGACUGAGGCUGGAGCUUCUUCUGCUGUCGUUGCUGAAGCUCGUUCAUGGAGACCACCUCCCCUGGAAUUUGUGGCAGAUCACCCAUUCUUGUUCAUAAUUUGGGAGAAGAGACUGAACACAACCCUCUUCAUGGGUAGAUUCUUGGGGCCAGAAUAGAGAUUGAGAGCUGCAGUGAUGUGAACUCCCACAAGUGCCACUGAACAGUAUGCAUCAAAGAAGUCAAACCUUGAACAAUUUCUCAUACCGUGUUUAGAAAUUACAUGUUUGUAUUGCAAUGAAUGUACUGCCUGUUGAAAUUUCAACAGGAAAUCAUGGCACCACAAAAGAGCCAACAUUUCAGGAACAAUAUAUCAAUAUUUAAAUCCAUACACCAGUUGUGACUCUACACAUAUGAGUAAAACCCCAUAAUUAAAUUCUGAUACUAAGUUAGGGCACAGUAAUAAAAAAAAUUGCAAUAUUCACUCUCCCUACAUGUCAUUGCAGUCAUAUAAAAUUGCAAAGAUCAUCUCUUGAAAUAAUAUAAACUGCUAACAGAUUCAUUCAAAAGAACUCUCUUUUGCCUUAGGACCCAGCUAUUCUGAAUUAAUAAAGGGUGGGAAAUUUAGUUACUGAGCCCAGAAGAGUUCUUAAAAUUCAUAAUUAUAAUGGAUCAGUGCUAUGCACAGGUUCUUUACACACCAAAACAGUAUUGCUUUUAACCACAGUGGAAAACAAAUCCUUGAGUAUCAGAACACAAGAGAAGUCACAGAAGUACAAAUUAACAUACUCAAAAUGGAACACAGGCUGAAGUAAACUCCUGUCUAUCAAAAAAUAAAAAUGUAAUACUCAAAACUCUGAUCCAAAUGAAAAAUAAAUUUGAAACAGUGAUUAGUCAUGUCUGAACCAAACCUGAAUCCUAAGUAAUUCAUUUUAAAAGGAUCAAGGACAUGGCCAACAGAAUAAAAAGGGGAAGGGAGAACAGAAUUGAGGGAAAAUGGAUACAGAAGAAUAUAUAGACUGCACCAAGGACAAACACAAACCAAGCAGAGAAGCAAGAAUGGAGGAGUGGAGCAGGGUAGAUGUCAUAAUGCAUAUCAAUGCAAUGUAGAAAUGUUUUAUUCCAUAUUUAUCCUUGAUUAUGAGAUGUGGUGAGCACUGGUUUUUUGCUUGGGUUACUCUUCAGUCACAAAGAUGGAGGCAGCAUGGUUCUCCAAAAUGUUGGUUGACGUUCCAAAGACUACAUGAUAUAAUAUUCCAGAAGACAGAACAAUUCAUAACUACCAAUGUGAGAACCUCAAGUCCUACGCUUAUAUUCCAGUUUAAGUCACUGGCAUAGACAUGCAUCCAUUCCAGUGUGAGGAUAUCUACUGUUUACUGCUGAAUGGACAUUGGACUUGGAUUUUAAUUAUGUCAUUGUAAUUACUGAUGUCUGUUUAAAUGUGUACAUUCACAAUUUUACUUCAAUAACAGUUCUGAUUAUACUGA